This is a messenger RNA of Leptomonas pyrrhocoris, 2657 nucleotides long. RefSeq lists its product as hypothetical. NCBI's taxonomy places the organism in Eukaryota, Euglenozoa, Kinetoplastea, Trypanosomatida, Trypanosomatidae. Gene Ontology annotation, biological process: non-motile cilium assembly. Bases 177 to 2657 code for a protein of 826 amino acids. The record is from RefSeq and is a predicted model, not a curated record. The transcript has a single exon. Gene Ontology annotation, cellular component: ciliary basal body; BBSome; membrane.
GAGUAGUCGUUUGCUGACGAACUCGUGCGGUCAGCUUUCUUGCUGUUCUUAUCGUAGAUGCACGGCGGUUUAAGAAAGCGACUAGCAUCCGAAAGAAAGGCGAAAACACGCAUUGCAGCAACGACCCCCAAGUGGGAAUAGAUAUUUUUUUUUUCAUUGAUCAACGAAAUUUGAAAAUGGCGUCGAACGCGGACUCCAAUAAUUACAUACGUCUCAGCACGGCCUUCGAGCUCAACAUCGGCGCGCCGAUCUUGUCAGACCGCGUCGCGGCAGGCCGAUUCUUGCGCAGUGCCACUGCACGUGAGGCGACGCUGGCCACGCAGGCCGCCACGCGCGGACCGCCCCCCGCCGUCUCCUUAGCCUUUGGCAGCAGUGGGCAGCGGGUGGUGAUCCACAACAACAACAGCCGAGUGAUCGAGGCAAAGCGAUCCGCUAAGCGUGGGGAGGCGCAGGCGAGCACAGGAGCCACUGUCGGCACCCCCGAGGACACCUCGUUUCAAACGCUCAACUUUGGCAAGGCGCCGACCGCCCUCGCUGCGGGUCAGCUUUACAGUCCCGGCAGCACCGACGUCGAGGCCAGCUAUGACGCGUUGCUCUUCGGUGCCACAACCAGCCUGCUGGCCUACGAUGUCGAUCAGAACAAACAACUGUUUUACAAGGAUGUGGAAGAUGGUGUGCAGGCGGUGGUGUGUGGGCCGGUUAUGAAGCCCACGGAAAGCGGCGCUGAGGCCCCGCCGCUCGCUGUGGUGGGCGGCAAUUGCAGCAUUUUCGGCUUCGAUCGCACUGGUGCGGAGCGCUACUGGACCGUAACGGGGGAUCAAGUGACGACGAUGGCGCUGAUGCCCUGGUCGGCGCCGGCCACCACCACCUCUUCUCUCGCGCUUCUGGUCGCGUCGGAGGACUUCGAGAUACGCGCCUACGAGGGCGAGGAGGCCAUCGAGACGAUCCACGAGGUGGAUCGAGUGCUGAAGCUGGUCCCGCUGUGGCGCCCCGCUCGCUCGGCGCAGGCGGCGACUACGACCAAUGAAAGUGUGGGCCGCUUCGCGUACCUGCUCGAGAACGGCACCGUCGGCGUGUACGAGCGCGGGGAGCGUCUGUGGCGUGUGAAGGGAAAGUCGGCGCCCGUCUCGGCCGCGUUCUGCGACGUGGACGGCGACGGCGUGGAGGAGUUGGUGGUGGGGUGGAAGAGCGGACGGGUGGAGGUGCGCACCGACCGUGGUGGCGGCGGUCUCGCAAAGGGCGGGGCCGUUUUAUUUCGCGACACCUACCCCACGGCGGUGGCGGCCGUGCUGGCGGAGGACUACCGUAACGACGGCGCGACGCUGCCGCUCAUUUGCACCGUGGACGGCACCGUGCGCGGGUUGACGCUGCUGGAAACGCGUCGCGACGAGGCCGCCGAGAUGCGGCAGCUGCAGGUACUGGAGUCCCUUGCCCAGGAGAAGGAGCAGCUCGUCGCACAGCUGACGAACCUGGAGGAGCAGCUGGCCCGUCGCGCUGCGGGGGAGCAGGACACGACAAUGUCCGAGUCGGGUGUGGAGGUGCACUGCCGCUGCGCCGCCAAUUUCAACUCGAAGCAGGUGGACGUGUAUGUGGAGGUGUGCGGGUCUGCCGCGGAGCGGGGCGACCUUGUCGUGCACAGCUGUUUGCUGAAGUGCGACGCGUGGAGUGCGACCGACCAGGACGUGGUGACCUUCAGUGCUGCAGAGCCCGGCACGAUGCUCACCUGCAGCUUCGACCACACGGACGACCUCCCGCUGCUGAUCACCGCCUUUGUGGCGGUAGGACCGCCAUUUGCGGAGAACUACCGAAUACACGAGGUCGAGGUGCGAGUGCCGCGCUUCGUCAUGUACGCGCUGCCGCGCACCCUACAGCAGUUCUCCCCCAAUGCAGGACCACUUGCGUACGUCCCUCCUGCCGGUUACGUGUCACUGCGCUGGCGCGAGUCGUUGAAGUUGGAGGUUGUCGAGCAGUGGCUGCGUCAGUCGUUUAGUGUGCCAGAGGACCUCAGUCUCUCCGAUGCGAACUCGCCGGGCGCUCCGAUCUUGCAUCUUGAGCUGCUGCACGUGCGCGAUGGCAGCAGCCUGGGCAUUGAGGUGCGCAACGGUAUGGCUGACGCUGGCGACACUUUUAACCUGUUCACCCUGCGCUCCGACUACCUUGCGCCGUGCGGGGCGGUGAUCAACGCCAUGGCGGAGGAGUUGAAAGGGGCGUGGACGGACGGGCCCGCUGACCCGGUCGAGGUGCGGUGCGAGAUCGCCGCCGAGCUGGAGCGCCUGCGCGGCAUCCUGGCCCGUGUCGAUGAAUUCAACGAGGUGCGCAUGAAGCUGUCGACCGACAUGGCCGAUGCGGCGACGAUUGUCAAGACGCUGCUGGGCCGUGCGGAGGAUGCGCGGCUGCUGGGAGACAUGGGCUCGAUGAAGAAGUCGUACGCGGCGCUGUACGACGUGGACCAGGAGCUGCUGGGCGAGAACGCGAAGCGGAUCAGCAAUUACGAGGAGCUGAAAUUGGCGCUGAAGGAUGUUAACACGGCGAUCCAGCACGCAGGUAAGCUGCGCAUCGGUCCCGCGCGAACGCAGCUCAUCGCAAACUGCCGCCAUGCGUUGAAGGAAAAUAAAGUGAAUAGCCUGCUAGAGAUCAUCCGUACCGGAUCUGAGUAG